AAUACCAACAGCAUGAAAACUCUAUUGCUCUGUGUGAUUCAUGUCAUAUUCUUCAGAGUUUAUGAAAUCCAGUGUAAAUCUCACCCAAAGCCUUCAUGUGGAUACCCACCUUCUCAAUGGUGCAGGUCUCUGGAGAUCGCCAUAGAAUGUGGGGUGCGGAAACAAUGCAUGGAACUGAACGCGACCCGGCCCGACCCAGUGGUUCCUCCCGUAGAGAUCACUCUCUAUUACGAGAGCUUGUGUCCAGGCUGCAGAGCGUUCCUUACAGAACAACUCUUCCCAACCUGGACUUUACUAAAAGAUAUAAUGAAAGUCAACCUGGUGCCCUUUGGCAAUGCUAAGGAGCUUCCCGAAGAUAAUUCAUUCUCAUGUCAACAUGGAGUACCAGAGUGCUACGCUAACAUGGUUGAGGCAUGUGUUUUAUAUGCAGCCAAUCAUGCAGCAUUUCCUGUCAUUUACUGCAUGGAGUCAUCUGCAGAUGUACUAAAAUCUGCUAAGCCUUGUUUGCAGCUCUAUGCGCCAUUUGUUAAAUGGCAGACUAUAGAAUCUUGUACCAGAGGAAAGCUUGGCCACAGUUUAAUGCAUCAAAAUGCAGUGAAGACGCAAGCGCUCAAACCAGCACACAUUCAUGUUCCCUGGAUCACCUUCAAUGGGGAAUACACUAGUGAAUGGGAAGAUAAGGCAAUGUCCACUCUCUUCAACCUUGUAUGCAGUAUGUACAAAGGAAUCAAGCCACCAGUCUGUACCGGAGCUCUGAAAAAACUGGACAGAAGCUUUUGCUAGUGGAAGAGAGAAGUGUUGCACAAUAUAUUUGUGAUAUAUUUCAUGUUCUUUAAACUUUAGCCUAUGUUUUUGUGUGUUUGAGGUAAAAUAAAAAGAAUAACAUUUUAUAAUGUUAACACCCUUUUAACCAUUGAUCUACAGUGGAGAUCAAAAUUAGAGAAUUUAUGAAAACUUGAUUUUGAUUUAUGAAACCUUGAUCCAGUCUCUUCCACAGUUUGGUGACUGCAGUGGAUUUCUUAGACAUACUGUAACUUUGUCCCCAAGGAUUUUCCAGAGAUUUCAAAUGGGUUUAGAUCAGGACUCUGAGCUGGACAUUUCAUUAUUUCAGUGUUUUCAGUCUUUUGGGGGGACUUAUUAGUGGCAUUGUACAGGUGCAUUAUUCUAGAAAGCACAGAUUUGGAGCGACCAACUUCUCUUGCUAUGGCUGCUAUUGGCCUUCAUCUGGACAAACUGCGGUCAAUGGGUUUCAGUAAAUUAAGAAUGGCUCUCCAUCUUGCACAGUCCGUGAAAACUGGAAAGUUAGGCUGUCAGAUAGGGUUUGUCAGAUAAUUAAGGAGAUUUGCACAAGGUGCCAGAUCAACACCAAGAACUUGGAGAUAUCUGAAAGUGUUCUUUAAUUUUGAUCAGUGUUCUUUUUCAAAUUUCUCAUUUAAGUGUUUAUAUAUAUAUAUAUAUAUAUAUAUAUACUGUGUUUUAACUCAUGAAAUAUGCCUAAAAAACUGCUUUUACUUCUGUUAGGAUAACUUCAAAUAGGACUAAGCAGUGACCUCGAAAUUUAGAAAAUUGUAGGUUGUUCUCUAAUUUUGACCUCCGCUGUAUGUGCAUUUGGAUAAACGUUUGGGACAAAAGCGUACUUAACACUAAAACUAAAGUGUUUUCCUUUUCUUUUCUUUUUUUUUCUUUUAAAGGAAACCAUAAAGAUCAUGUGAGCAAAUCAAUAACAUGGAGCUCAAACUGCCUCCUGUGGCGACAAAUGACUCCUAAUGACCUUUUUGUCUCAGGGGAAAAUUUCCAUUUAAAAAAUAUCUAGGAUGUAUAAUGGAUUCGAAUGGAUUUUUCAAAUGCAUGGAAACUCUGGUACUGUAUAACAGACCAGUUCACAAUGUCCACAUGUUUUUGUCAUCAAAUUCAAAGCGUUGGCACUGGAGUUACACUGAAAUCAAGAAACGACUUAAGACAAUU
This is a messenger RNA of Onychostoma macrolepis, 1965 nucleotides long. It is a transcript of the gene ifi30b, whose product is annotated as IFI30 lysosomal thiol reductase b. NCBI's taxonomy places the organism in Eukaryota, Metazoa, Chordata, Actinopteri, Cypriniformes, Cyprinidae. Gene Ontology annotation, molecular function: oxidoreductase activity, acting on a sulfur group of donors, disulfide as acceptor. The transcript is spliced from 7 exons. Gene Ontology annotation, cellular component: lysosome. The coding region runs from base 13 to 783 and encodes 256 amino acids. The record is from RefSeq and is a predicted model, not a curated record.